AUGCCCCAUUUACAGGCCUGCGCUAAAGCGAAACAGAGUGCGCGAGAGGCCAACGGCAAGAUCGAGAGCGAAAGCGAGGUACCUUGGACGGUAGAAUCGACAUGUAUUGCCUUCGGCGAUAAUGAAAAUGACGUGCGAAUGUUAGUCAAGGCUGCCAGAGGGUGCCUAAUGGGCAACAGCACAGAGGAACUAAAGAAGACUCUAAAAAAUGACGUUGUGGUUGUUGGCACCAAUUCCGAGGAUGGUGUUGCCCACGAAAUCAAGAAAGCAUUUAAACUUUGAGUAGCUCGAUAAAAAUUAUUAUUUAUAACAUCUUCAUUUGUUUUCUUUUAUAGGAGGCUUGAGUGAGUAAUCUAUUUUCUCCUAUGCACGACCAUUUUCUCAGUCUACAUAACGUCUAGACCUUUUCAAUUCUAAUUAUAUAUCCAGAAAAGAAUAUAGAUUAGACUCAGCAGAUCCGUGACGAAAAGGUUACCUCUGUGAUAAAUUUUCAUUAGUUUCUAAAGCAAUUAUAAUGCUGCUUUUUUUCGUUAAAUGUCUCCGUUUUUCUUCUCAGAAACAUUUACAAAAAUUAUACCUCAAAGAGGAGGGAAAAAUGAAAAA
This is a messenger RNA of Phytomonas sp. Hart1, 603 nucleotides long. Lineage: Eukaryota; Euglenozoa; Kinetoplastea; Trypanosomatida; Trypanosomatidae. The record is from the annotation of a GenBank genome assembly.